AUGGCCACUACUGAAACGAUUCUCAAUGGAGUAAAUGUGCUGGGCUCCGUACAGGAAUCUCAGCGCAAGAUCCUGACUCCCGAUGCGCUUGCUUUCCUCGCCUUGCUGCACCGCUCCUUCAACGCGACCCGCAAGUCGCUGCUUGAGCGUCGCAAGCUCCGUCAGGCCGAGCUUGACCGUGGCGUUUUGCCUGACUUCCUCCCCGAGACCAAGCACAUCAGAGAAAACUCCACAUGGAAGGGCGCCCCUCCCGCCCCGGGUCUCGUUGACCGUAGGGUUGAGAUCACCGGCCCGACCGACCGGAAGAUGGUCGUCAACGCCCUGAACUCGGAUGUGUGGACGUACAUGGCUGAUUUUGAGGACUCAAGUGCGCCGACAUGGGAGAACAUGGUCAACGGCCAGGUGAACCUGUAUGAUGCCAACCGCCGCCAGGUUGACUUCAAGCAGGGCUCCAAGGAAUACAAGCUGCGUACCGACCGGACUUUGCCCACUCUCAUCGUCCGUCCUCGUGGCUGGCACUUGGAGGAGAAGCACGUCACCGUCGAUGGCGAGCCCAUCUCCGGCUCCCUUUUUGACUUUGGUCUCUACUUCUACCACAAUGCUCACCAGUCCCUCAAGAUUGGCAUCGGCCCAUACUUCUACCUCCCCAAGAUGGAGUCCCAUCUCGAGGCCCGCCUCUGGAAUGACGCCUUCAACCUAGCGCAGGACUACGUCGGUGUGCCCCGCGGUACCAUCCGUGGCACCGUUCUUAUUGAGACUAUUCUCGCCGCUUUUGAGAUGGACGAGAUCAUCUAUGAGCUGAGGGACCACAGCUCCGGCCUCAACUGCGGUCGCUGGGACUACAUCUUCAGCACCAUCAAGAAGUUCAGAAACAACUCCAACUUCGUUUUGCCAGACCGCAGCGCCGUCACCAUGACUGUCCCUUUCAUGGAUGCAUACGUCAAGCUCCUCAUCCAGACGUGCCACAAGCGAGGCGUUCACGCCAUGGGCGGCAUGGCGGCCCAGAUUCCUAUCAAGGACGACAAGGCUGCCAACGACAAGGCCAUGGAGGGCGUGCGUGCCGACAAGCUGCGUGAAGCGCGUGCCGGCCACGACGGUACCUGGGUUGCCCAUCCUGCCCUAGCAGCCAUCGCUUCUGAGGUCUUCAACAAGCACAUGCCUACGCCCAACCAGCUCUUCGUCCGCCGUGAGGACGUCAAGAUUGGUCAGAAUGACCUCCUCAACAUGAAUGUGCCAGGCAAGAUCACCGAGGAGGGCAUCAAGAAGAACCUCAACAUUGGUCUCGGCUACAUGGAAGCUUGGGUUCGCGGUAUCGGCUGCGUUCCUAUCAACUACCUCAUGGAGGACGCCGCCACCGCCGAGGUCUCCCGCUCCCAGCUCUGGCAGUGGGUGAAGCACGGCGUCUCGACGGCUGAGGGCAAGAAGGUCGACAAGGCUUACGCCCUCAAGCUCCUCAAGGAGUCGACCGAUGAGCUUGCCAGCAAGGCACCCAAGGGCAACAAGUAUCACCUCGCCGCUCAGUACUUUGCUGGCCAGGUUACUGGCGAGGAUUACGCCGACUUCCUGACCACGCUGCUGUACGACGAGAUCACGGCCGUGGGCAAUGCGCGCCCCGCUUCCAAGUUGUAA
Messenger RNA from Colletotrichum truncatum, 1629 nucleotides. Its product is annotated as malate synthase. Gene Ontology annotation, biological process: glyoxylate cycle. NCBI's taxonomy places the organism in Eukaryota, Fungi, Ascomycota, Sordariomycetes, Glomerellales, Glomerellaceae. Gene Ontology annotation, cellular component: peroxisomal matrix; cytoplasm. The record is from RefSeq and is a predicted model, not a curated record. Gene Ontology annotation, molecular function: malate synthase activity.